AUUAAGUCAGUUUUUGUCAUUUUGCGUUUUAGUACGAAAGUCCCAGCUAAAUACACAUAAAUAAAUGUGAAGUCUUCUUACCUAUCAGUUUUCUAUCUGCAAUCGUAAAUAUCUUAAUUCAUAUUAAAAGUAAUAUUUGUUUUAUAAGUUGUAGCGUUAUAUUUUUUUUUAAGUGGAAGUAUCGAUCAAUGGCAAUUAUAAUUAUUGUUGCCAAUGGAACACUUCUCGAAAACGAAACUACAUCAUUAGAAUAGAUAAUGAGUCAACAUAAAUUUUGGAAAGGCUUAACACCUUUAGAAAUUAAUUCUUCAUCACAAGUACCUGAAAAAAUUGUGAAGUUAUGUUCCCUUGGCACUGAUUUCAUUGUCUUAGGGAACGACCAUGGCCUUUAUCACUGCAGCAUUGAAGAAGGCCGAAUGGAAUUUAGUCGAAUUAAUGGAAUCACUGCGAUAGAUAUAUCAUAUCAUGAUGAAAUUCUUUAUAUAAUUGAUGUACAUGGCCGCCUAUACAAAACAAACAAUAGCUUUAAUAACAAAGAAGAAAUUGUGGUCAAAGAAGAUGCGAAGUGCUGCCCACACGGUUUCAAAAGCUCUAGCUACAAAGUCAAGUUCAGAAAUGUAGUGACAAGUGAUUUUGGACAACUUUUUAUCAGUAGUGAUGGGCAACUGUGGGGGUCAGGUGUUAUGCCCCAAAUAUCUUUAGAUACUAGUAGUAUUAAGAAAGUGCCAUUUUUUGAAGGGAGGACAGUAUACAGUGCAUCAGUAGGGCAGGAUUUUGCAGCUGUUAUAGCCAGAAAGAAUGUUAAAAGGUCAGGUAAUUACGACACAGAGAGUGACAAUGAGGAUGAAGAGGUUUUUGCAUCAAACUGCUCACAAUGUCAGACAAUAAUAGGCCUAGCUUCCCCAGCAUCUGUGCCGUCCUUAUCAGAAACAUGUCCCCUUGGAGUCCAAAUAAGCAAGUCCAGUGAUGACUCCAGCAGCACCACUGCCCCACAGACGGAUGUCCAUGUUGAUGCUCAUAGCUUUACUGAAGAUUCAAGUCCUUCAUCUGAAGAAUCUAAGGUGGCACCUGAUAAUGUUUCAAAAAAAUCUAUUGUGGAAUUAGAUGUUCAGCAGAAUAAUAUUAUUGAAUUGGAGGAAAGUGCAGGAGUAGAAACAGAAGCUCAUUGUUAUGUUCGAAAUAACAAUUAA
Messenger RNA from Plodia interpunctella (Indianmeal moth), 1190 nucleotides. RefSeq lists its product as uncharacterized. Bases 258 to 1190 code for a protein of 310 amino acids. The transcript has a single exon. The record is from RefSeq and is a predicted model, not a curated record. NCBI's taxonomy places the organism in Eukaryota, Metazoa, Arthropoda, Insecta, Lepidoptera, Pyralidae.